This is a messenger RNA of Drosophila persimilis, 434 nucleotides long. RefSeq names its product zinc finger matrin-type protein 5. Lineage: Eukaryota; Metazoa; Arthropoda; Insecta; Diptera; Drosophilidae. The record is from RefSeq and is a predicted model, not a curated record. The coding region runs from base 16 to 423 and encodes 135 amino acids. Gene Ontology annotation, cellular component: U12-type spliceosomal complex. The transcript has 3 exons. Gene Ontology annotation, molecular function: zinc ion binding.
UUCACCCCUUUCCAAAUGGGGCAAAGUUAUUUUUGUGAUUACUGCGGUUGUUUUAUGAAAAGUGACUUGAAUGUGCGGAAGCUGCACAACAAUGGCAUAUCUCACACGGUGGCCAAGUAUCGGUACAUGCGGCGCUUUGAAGAUCCCGCUAAAAUUUUGGCAGAGGAGCGUCUAAAGAAACCAUGUCAGCGCUAUUUUAAGGGAUACUGCAAGUUCGAUCUGUAUUGCAAUUAUGGUCAUUAUAGUGAAAGGGAGUUCAAGAAGCUGGAAAAGCUAGUUGGAGCGCAGAAGAACUCGAAAACUCGCAAGCGAAAAGCAAAGAAAUGGCCUUGGAGAACACAUCAGAUUGGUCUACCACCGUCCCUGCGUCCAAUGGAAUUGGCGAAGCUCAAGAAAACCAAUUUUGAACUAAACUGGGGCUAAACAUAUUUAAU